CUUGACUACACCAUCUUCCUUCAAUAUUAGACAUUUGCCGUAAAGCCUCAUACUGUGUAUCUCCUUCUCCAUCCAAACAUGGCCCCCCCGAUAACGCGCGUCGUUCUCUUCAAAAUCGCCUCCCCCGCCGACCAAGCCAAGUUGUUUGAAUACUACCGCCCACUCGCCGCGACCGCGACGAAAGACGGAAAACCGUAUAUUCUGUCUGCACGGGCGGGUCCCACGUUUGAGGAUCAAAGGAGGCAGGGGUUCACGGUUGCGGCGGUCACGGAGUUCAAAAAUGAGGAGGACAUGAAGUACUACGACGAGGGAUGUGAAACCCAUGCGGAAUUGAAGAAAUUUGCGAAGAGUGUGCACGAGGGCGCGAUGAUGGUUUACUUUAGGGAUGUGCUGGCGCCCUGAAGGAUACUUUCAGUGUACCAGGCAAGACUUUGAAUAUAGCACAUUACUGACAGAAAAAUACAGGCUGGAGGUGCGUCUGCACGCUGCUCCAGAUCACCCG
Messenger RNA from Paraphaeosphaeria sporulosa, 502 nucleotides. RefSeq lists its product as uncharacterized. The record is from RefSeq and is a predicted model, not a curated record. Lineage: Eukaryota; Fungi; Ascomycota; Dothideomycetes; Pleosporales; Didymosphaeriaceae. The coding region runs from base 79 to 402 and encodes 107 amino acids. The transcript has 2 exons.